Molecule: messenger RNA, 806 nt
Organism: Ceraceosorus guamensis
Lineage: Eukaryota; Fungi; Basidiomycota; Exobasidiomycetes; Ceraceosorales; Ceraceosoraceae
Exons: 3
Coding region: 109-531 (140 amino acids)
Biological process (GO): translation
Cellular component (GO): mitochondrial large ribosomal subunit; ribosome
Molecular function (GO): structural constituent of ribosome
Source: RefSeq, a predicted model, not a curated record
CCGUGAUUCGUGAGACGCAAAGCCGGUGACUCUCUAGUUCAGCCUUUUCAUUUCAUCUUACCCGCACAGACGGCGCAGCGCGCAACUUUUGGGCCAGCACGCCAAAAGAUGCCGCGGAUCUCUCCACGAGCUGUUUUGCAGCUUUGCAGAGCCAGACAGCCGCUCACAUUGGGCUCCCCCCUCACUAGCACUGAGUCUUUGGCUGGAGCUUGCAGACUUGCCAGCUCAAGCGCUUCCUCGUACUCAAGGGCGCUGCCUAGCUCGAGCAUCCUGUCCCUCUCGUCCAGCAACACUCGACCCGCACACAGCGCCAGUCACAUCCCAUCAUCCCUCGUCAGACCCAAUCCUUCCACCUUUGCGCUCUCGCAACCUCCUUCGAACACGAGGUCGGUCACGUACGGUGCGGAGUAUCAACCUUCUCAAAGAAAGAGAAAGAGAAAACACGGGUUUUUGAGCAGGAUCAAGACCAAGAAUGGAAGGAAGACGCUGGCGAGACGUAAAGCUAAAGGGAGGAGGUUCUUGAGCCAUUGAGACGUCUGCGCGCGCGCGUGAACACGCUUCACUGUGACAAUUGAGGCUCAUCUGAACCUGCAUGGGGAAGCAAAAGAACGUGAAGGAGUACGAGGCUGAAAGGAAUGCGAUUGCGGAAUUGGGCGUGUGGUGCGAAAACUGUGGACCAAUGAUGCGAGGGGUAAAGAAGGAUCGGGAUGGUUCAAGAGGAAACGAAGAUCGACAUUGCACUGCACCAACAAGGGUGAUCCCUACGCACACCCAUACACGCAAAUCACACUGCCAUCUCCUUUCGC